UUAAUAUAUCUCUUUUUAUGGCAAACAUAAAUAAUUACGGCAUUCUUUUGAAGUACAUAUAUAAUUAAUUAGGUUUUGACAAAAUUUUUCGUUUUUGUUAGGUUGGCAUCUGUGCUACAAAUGCAUACUAUGGCUCCCUUGUUUUUAGCAAGUGUUUUUUUCUUGGAUUAAAGUACUUGUUUUAAGAUAAUAAUGGAUACCUUUAUUGAAUAGAUGAAGUAUGGAAAAAUUUUUCAGAAUAAUACUUAAUGGACGUCCAACGCUCUUAACUGAACAACAGCUUAAUAUAAUUUCACAAAAUUGUGGUUAUUCAUGUUAUGAUUUAUCAGAUGUAAAUUUUGAUUAUGUCCCCGCUGAAGCAAUUUCAAAUUCAAAUGGGGAAGAUGGUUUAGUGCUUCAUAAUCAGCAAUAUUGCGGAUAUGAGACUGUCUACAUACAGGGUGUGGACGGAGUAUGUGAACAAGCAAUAGUAAUUACUAACAAUGUUAUACCAGUAAAAUUACAUCCUGGAGGGCCAGUCGUGAAUACUACUAACAUUACGCAGUUACAUUUUAACACUCCUCUUUCUUUUACCAAUAAAAAUAUUAUUCAUAGUAGCGGUGGAAUAAACGCAAUGAAUGAGAAUGUUAAUAAGGGAGGAGAGCCGUCUGUUUUUAGUAUUGUAACUGAGGAUGGUAGUGAAACUAUUGUACCUAGGGAAAAUGGAAUGGAAAUUUCCGAGAAUCAGCAGAUUCAGGUCAUCCAGGUCGAACCUCAAUCUGUCAUCACUGUUCCACCCGAUGAUACAACAACUCAUAAUACACAUAUAAUGCUUUAUAAUGUUAAAGGAGAAAAAAAAACAUUAUCAUUUCCAAGGUCUUUGUCUCAAUUGAGUUCAACGUUUGUAUCAAAAAGUGUUUCAAAGGCCAUUCAACAAAUGUUUGAGUUUAAUAACAAAUUAACAUUGGUCUUCGCUCCGGAUAGACCAGAAGAGAUAGUAUUUCAAGAUGAAUUGGAGGAAUCACCACAAUUAAAUAGGCGAAUAACUGUUCUUGUUCAACCUGAAGAUAAUGAUCUUCAAAAACAGGAGGAAGAAGAGAUGAGGGAAGUUUGCCUUUUCUGUGGGUACCCCACUCCUGACCUAGGAAUGUGUCAGAGGUGCCGGAGAACUUUGCCAGCUAAUCCUAGCAAAUCAGAUAAUGAUAAAGAAGAAAACAACAGUCCAGAGAAGGGUGAUUACAGAAAAAGGAAGUGCACCAAAAAAACAAAAAAAAAUGAAGAAAUGGUUUGUGUUACCAUUUCUUCAGAUGAAGAAGAUGAUACAGAUAAAUCAAAUAAAAGUGUAUCAAAUGGGGUUACAUUCCAAGAACCAACAACCUCAGUAUUUGACAAGGAGCCAAUAAUUACUGCUAACACGGAAGGCAACGAAUUUAAUUUUCCUGACUCCUUGCGAGGUGGUGGAAUUGAAAUCGAAAGUCUCCUAGAUAACACCGACUUAGAAAGGGCUACUUUGAAUUGCCGGACAGUAAGGUUUGGUACUUACAAAGUUGCUCCUGAAGAUAAAAUAAUUGUAACAGAACAUGGUCUCAAGAUUAAGGUUCCAUCACUUUCAAAAACUAAUAGUACAACUGUUAUCAAAAUCUUGAUGAAAGAUAUUGUCAAAGUAUUAAUCCACUUUGGAAACGUUUCUUCUACUGGUCCUACCAUGUUUUAUUACAUAACUCAUGAGGCUAGCAAAAAAAUACGAGAAGCAUUACACAUGAGUAGUAAGAAUAAGAAUCAUUACUUCGAUCCAACCAGUAAAGAGGAAUUACACAAAAGGAUUACAUUGCUUCCCGAUAAGAUCACUCAAGAAGACAGGUUAUUCAUUAAAUCAAUUUAUGAAUCCAGAUGUUUAAUGGAAGAAAUUACUUGGGACGAAGCUAAUGAUAUUCUUGUGAGAGCUGCUCCUAAAGAUAUCCAGCAGGAUUUAAAGAAAGAGAAACACAAUAUGAAAUCCAUCGCUUCAACUUCACAAUCUUCAACAUCAACAGGAAUACAAAUAAUCAUGGUUUAUCCACCGCCACCAGCAAAAGGUGGAAUUUCUAUAAACACUGAAGACUAUGCCUGUUUAAAAGAAGAUCAAUUUUUGAAUGAUGUCAUCAUCGACUUCUACCUUAAAUAUCUGUGGCUCAACGUCUUAAGUGAAGAAGAUAGGAAGAGGACUCACAUCUUUUCUUCAUUUUUCUACAAACGGCUGACUAUGUGCCCUCCACGUCAAUCAGGGAAUCAAGAAAACCAAAAGCUAUCUCCUGCGGAAAAAAGGCAUGCAAGGGUCAAGGGAUGGACAAAGUCCGUUGACAUUUUUGAGAAAGACUUCAUCAUUAUUCCGAUCAAUGAAAGGUCUCAUUGGUUUCUGGGUAUUAUAUGCUUCCCCGGUUUGACUGGUCCUGUCCGCAUGUCGGAUAAUCAGGCUGUUCCUAAUGUCAUCAGGAAAAAAACUGAUGCAUCAGUCCUCGCGGGUGGUCUCACUCCUGCUAAGAUCUAUGGAACAACAAUAACUGUUGUACCCAAAGAUAAAAUAACAAUACCUAAGGCCCCAACUAUAAGUCUGUUGGAGCCGGAUGAGGAACGGGAUGGCGAGUCUGAUCGUGAUGAGGCUGAAGCUGAUGAUGAUGAUAUGGAACCCAAUACCACUGAUGAAGAAUCAGGGAAAGAUGAAGAUCUAAUGGAUGAAGCUACACCUAGAGUUAACAGUAAAACCAAGGCUCCAUCAGAACCAAUAAAGCAGCCAAGCAUCCUAAUUUUUGAUUCCCUUGCAUGCACGAGUAGAUCUCGUGUUUGUGCCACCUUACGAGAGUACCUUCUAAUUGAGUGGAAAGUUAGGCAUCGAGGGAAACUGCGAGAUUUCUCAAAAGAUGUUUUUAAAGGAGCUGUUCCAAAGGUUCCUCAGCAAACCAAUUAUAUAGACUGUGGAGUAUAUGUGCUCCAGUAUGUUGAAGCAUUCUUUAAGAGUCCAAUAACUGACUAUCGAAUGCCUAUUCGAUCAAUCAAAGAAUGGUUCACAACAGAAGAAGUUAAUCGAAAACGUUAUGAUAUUAUGCAAUUGCUUUUAUCUUUGAUGAAGGAACAAAAUGUUGAUAUCCCUAGACUCAAUUUGCCUUUUUUAAAUUUGACUCCGUUUUCUCACUAUGAUGGAGAUGAAGAAGAAAUGGAAGAAGGUGACUUUGAUGAAGAAGGAGUCGAAGGUGAAGAAGAACCGAUAUGUGAAGAAGAAGAAGAGGAAGAGGAUGUUGAAGAGCAUUACAAGCUGGAGGAGAUUUUCAAUAAGACUAAACAGCGUUUUGAUCCUCAUGGUAGGUUAGAUCAACAGCAGAUAAGAUUGGAAGUCAAGCAGAGAAUGGACCAAUCGCCAAGAAGCGAACCACAAACACCUGCUCGCUUUGAGGCAACUCCUUCUCGCAUGGAAUCUGGAUCAACUAUACAACAGCUGAGAGCUGAAACAAUGAGAUCUGAGCCAAUAAGGUCACGUGUUACUGAGCAAGUUACAAUUUGUGAAGCAAGCUCUAAGAGAAAGCUACCUUUGAGUUUGAAAGAUAUCAGGAGCCCUAGAUUGCUGUCAGGGCAAACAUCUAUUGAAAAAGUGAAAAAGAUGAGAGUUGAGUGAGAUGGGACAUAAAAUGUUUCAAACAUUUUUUUUUUUUAAUCUGAACAGAGCCUUUUAAGUCUUUAAAAGUUAAAAAAAUUAAGGAAUUAAAAGGCUCUAUUUGUUUAUAACAGUAAAUAUUUAUAUACUUAUAUAUAUUUAUCAAGAAGUAUCAUAUGUAAAUAAGUUUAGUUAACAUUAAAUAAAAAAUACUUCAAUUGUUUUGGUUAUUGUAGGUGAUAGUUACAAAAGUGAAUAACUUUGUUAUUUGUAUUUUAUUGUCAGUGAUAUCGUUACGUUCUAUCGUGCUUCAUUGGAGUUGGUAGCCAUUUGUAGCACUUGUAAAUUUAUAUAUACAUAUAGAUGUAUAGCUUCUACAUCUGUCAUCAAGAGUAGAAUUCAUCAGUUAUUCUUGUAAAAAGAAACAACCUGAUUAUAAAUAAAAGACUCUUUAGAUUAAAGAAGUUCCUUGGCAUGUAGAUGAUAUGUUUUAUAUGUUUAGUAUUUAUAUGUAUUUUUUUUUUUUAUUUGAUUUACAUUUUACAAAAUAGAUUCAUUUUUUCAGCUGAACUUUUAAUAUUUGUUUAUUUUUAAAUUAAUGUGUACAAUGUAUAAUUUAAGUAAAAACUGAAAAAUAGAUGUUGAAUGAUUUUGCUAUUUUUAGACUAUAGGAACAAUAUAGAAAAUAUCUAAAAUGUGUGUAUUAAUUUCCCUAAAAUGGGUAUAGUAUUAAUAAUUACAGUUAUUUUCAUGAAAGUAGAAGCUUGGUCUAUUCUGGGAUGUGGUAUGAUAUUGAGUUUAAUUUUUAAAAACUUAAUUUCAAUUAAUCCGUCUUGAUGAUGAGUUUAUGUGGUGAUCUGUUUUUUUUUUUUUUAAUAACUGUUCUAUUUUUUACUUUAAAGGUGAAAAUUCUUUAUUUUUUUAAGUAGUGAUAGUCUUCAAUUAAAUUCCAUUUAUGUAUUUCAUCUGAUAUGAUCAUGAUUUCUUGAUUCAGUGCCUAAGCUGCCCUUUUUAAGUUGUUUGGAUACACUCUUGUGGCUGGGAGUAUUUUUCAUUUGGUUUUGAAACAAAAAUUAAAAAUUUUAACGGAACUCCAUAAAAAUUAGAAUUUUUUUUUUAACUUGUUUUAUAUUUGUUGAAUAUAUUAUAUGUUUAAUUAUUAUCUAAGGAGCAAGCAAGCAGCAAUCACAAGUUGUUAGCUGAGCGUGGUUGAUCUCUUGGGAGGGUGUAAAUAUUAUAUGUAUAUUAUAUUAUGUUUGGCUGCUACUUUUGUUAGAAUGUCACAAGUCAAAUUUUCUGUACUCUUUAAGCAGUCCUCACAGUUUUGUUAAGCCUUUCACAAAGGCUGUAGAAGAAAUGAAUAUGAUUUCGAUUUCACCAAGCUCUUGUUUCUUUAUCUCUUUCUAUUAUAACAAUUGUUAAAAUGGACCAAUAAGAUUGUGAAGUGUGGAUUAUCCAUUUCAUAUUAGGUUGUGUUUAAUUGUAAUUACAAUUACAUUUUUUAUAUUUUAUGUAAUUAUUAAAGUGAUAGCUGAAUUUUGUAAUGUGCUGAAGGACUAAUUUUGCACACUAAAUAUUGUAAACUUUAAACAAAAUAUUUCGUGCCUAACCUAAUAAAAUAUCAGUCUAAAUUUUUUUUUUCCACAUAAAACUUAAUCAUUUUGUUCAACCUACAUUUUGACUUUUUUUCCCCUAUCCUUUGUAUGUAACUAAACUGUUU
Molecule: messenger RNA, 5324 nt
Organism: Nezara viridula (southern green stink bug)
Lineage: Eukaryota; Metazoa; Arthropoda; Insecta; Hemiptera; Pentatomidae
Source: the annotation of a GenBank genome assembly